Molecule: messenger RNA, 2810 nt
Organism: Siniperca chuatsi (mandarin fish)
Lineage: Eukaryota; Metazoa; Chordata; Actinopteri; Centrarchiformes; Sinipercidae
Product: transketolase-like
Exons: 14
Coding region: 313-2199 (628 amino acids)
Biological process (GO): pentose-phosphate shunt, non-oxidative branch; ribose phosphate biosynthetic process
Cellular component (GO): extracellular exosome; endoplasmic reticulum membrane
Molecular function (GO): transketolase activity; thiamine pyrophosphate binding
Source: RefSeq, a predicted model, not a curated record
AGCGUGCACGGCUGUGCGUGUGGCCUUGGUCCCAAAGCCUUUCUCUUACUGGCUAUGCUCAUGCGUGAUAGUUUGGAGUAACUGUAGGCUUCUUUUAGCCCUAGAUUAGCCAUAUUCGUAGGAUUUGCUUGCAAACACGCCCCCACCUUCCUCUCUCUCCUUCUCAGGUUUAACACUGUCUCUUUUUAACCCCUGCCAUCGUCCACUGCACAUCGGCUUUAUUCGCGGGACAGCAGACCGGGGACUUUUAACUCUUUACUCCAUUUAACCGACUUGUGUGUGCGUGCGUGUGUUCUUCGGUUCAUCGGCCAGAUGGAGGACUACCAUAAACCGGACCAGCAGACGGUGCAGGCGCUCAGGAACAUCGCCACCCGCCUUCGGAUCAACUCCAUCAAGGCGACAACUGCAGCGGGCAGCGGUCAUCCCACAUCAUGUUGCAGCGUGGCAGAGAUCAUGUCUGUGCUGUUCUUUCAUACCAUGAAGUACCGACCUGAAAACCCCCGUAGCCCCAGCAAUGAUCGCUUCAUCCUCUCCAAGGGCCAUGCAGCCCCUGUGCUGUACGCUGUGUGGGCGGAGACGGGCUACCUGAAAGAGAACGAGCUCCUCAACCUCCGCAAGGUCGACUCCAUCUUGGAGGGGCACCCUGUGCCGAAGCAGCAGUUUGUGGAUGUGGCCACUGGGUCACUGGGUCAGGGGCUGGGAGCAGCCUGUGGAAUGGCCUACACUGGAAAAUACUUUGACAAGGCCAGCUAUCGGGUGUUCUGUCUGCUGGGUGAUGGAGAGCUGUCCGAGGGCUCAGUGUGGGAGGCCAUGGCCUUCGCCUCAUACUACCAGCUAGACAACCUGGUGGCCAUCUUGGACAUCAACCGCCUAGGUCAGAGCGACCCGGCUCCACUCCAACACCAUGUGGAGAAGUACCAGCGACGCUGUGAGGCCUUUGGCUGGCAUGCCAUCAUUGUGGACGGCCACAGUGUGGAGGAGCUGUGUAAGGUGCUGAGUCAGCCUCGCCACCAGCCACUUGCCAUCAUUGCCAAGACUAUCAAGGGAAAAGGCAUCCCAGCGGCUGAGGAUAAGAUGGGUUGGCACGGUAAACCCCUGGCCAAAGACAUGGCUGACAGCGUGAUCAAGGAGCUGCAGAGCCGCAUCAUAAACUGUAACAAGCGCCUCUAUCCUGCUCCCCCCAAUGAGGAUGCAUCACCUGUCAGCCUCCGCAACAUCCGCAUGCCGAGUGCACCCAGCUACAAAACUGGAGACAAGAUUGCUACAAGGAAGGCGUAUGGCAUGGCUCUGGCCAAGCUAGGCCGUUACAACGAGCAUGUGGUGGCUCUGGAUGGAGACACCAAGAACUCCACCUUCUCCGAGCUCUUUAAGAACGAACACCCCAACCGCUACGUGGAGUGCUACAUCGCAGAGCAGAACAUGGUAAGCGUGGCGAUAGGUUGUGCUGUGCGGGACCGUAAUGUGGUGUUUGCCAGCACCUUCGCCACAUUCUUCACCCGGGCCUACGACCAGCUCCGCAUGGCCGCCAUCUCUGAGAGCAACAUCAACCUCUGCGGCUCCCACUGUGGUGUCUCUAUUGGUGAGGACGGACCUUCUCAGAUGGGUCUGGAGGAUCUUGCCAUGUUUAGAGCCAUUCCCACGGCAACCGUCUUCUACCCUAGUGACGGUGUCUCCACUGAGAAAGCUGUGGAGCUUGCUGCCAACACAAAGGGUUUGUGUUUCAUCCGAACAAGCCGCCCAGAGAACAACAUCAUCUACAACUGCAAUGAGGACUUCCAUGUUGGUCAGGCUAAGGUUGUGUAUAAAACCAAUGACGACCAUGUGACUGUGAUUGGAGCAGGAGUGACCCUCCAUGAGUCUCUUGCUGCUGCUGAACAGCUGAAGAAAGAAAGAAUUAACAUCCGUGUGAUUGACCCGUUCACCAUCAAACCCCUGGAUUCCAAGACCAUCAUCGACAACGCCAGGGCCACCAGAGGACGCAUCAUCACAGUGGAGGACCACUACUAUGAAGGUGGUCUAGGUGAGGCAGUGUGCUCGGCGGUAGUGAAUGAGACCGGCUUCACCGUCCACCGCUUGGCGGUUUCCCAGGUGCCCCGCAGCGGCAAGCCCCAUGAGCUACUCCGAAUCUUUGGCAUUGACCGUGACGGCAUCGCUCAGGCAGUCCGUAAGGUGCUCAGUAGCUCCGCCAACGCCAAGUAAGAACGUUGCAACAGGGGCAGUAGCGGCAACAAUGUGGUGAAGGACUCCGUGGUUAACUGGUGAUCACCAUGGAGACAAUAAACAAAUAAACCAACACAGAAGGAGGGAAAGCACUUCUGGCCCACUCACGCUCUCCUCAUAAAACGAUCUAAAGCAUUUGAUAAAAAAAAAAUUAAAAGAUAACAUGGUUUUUCUCUUUAACUGUCAUCUAUGUGGUUUUGAGACCCCAGAUUUUUACCCCAUCAGUUUGUGAGUUCAGUAAACACACCCCUCCCCUUCACACACACACACACACACAUCCACACCCUCUAACUCUUUCCUACCUCCCUGAGAAAGUUCUGGUACUGCUGUAGUGUUCCAGUAAAAGCAGUUAACGUGGUUUGGAGUAAAGUGAAAUCUUUUUAUAUUUUCUGUGGAACCCCUCUCACUACUUCAGCGCGGCGUUUUAUACGUCUGCACCCAGUAUGACUUUGUAAAUCCCACCCCACUAGAUCCAGCAGGGUGUGGAGAAACUCUGGUUUGGUCUGUUUGAGCACUGACUGUUUUUAACCCUUUUGACCCUGACUUGGAUGGGACUGCUUCUCUCCAAUAAAGGGAUGGUUUCUUCACAA